AUGGAUUUGCCAAUGACAAGAAUGAUUGAAAGACGGAUUGGACCAUCAGAUUUAUCACCGCAAACAGAACCGUUGGAUUUGUCAAUGCCAAGAACACAUAUGGGGAUUCAUAAAUUUGAGGAGCCACAAAUAGAAUCGUUAAAUUUGUCAAUGACAAGAAUGAUUGAGAAACGCAUUGAACCAACAGAUCUAUCAGCGCCAAGGGGAAGUGGGAGACAAGUAGAACUCAGCGAAAUUGAUCAGAAUGACGCAAGACCGUUGAACCUACCAGUUCAAGAAGUUACAAACCUCACAAAUGCAAAACAUGCGGGAAGGGUUUUGCUUGGUCAUGGGAUAUGA
Messenger RNA from Loa loa (African eye worm), 339 nucleotides. RefSeq lists its product as hypothetical. NCBI's taxonomy places the organism in Eukaryota, Metazoa, Nematoda, Chromadorea, Rhabditida, Onchocercidae. The transcript is spliced from 2 exons. Bases 1 to 339 code for a protein of 112 amino acids. The record is from RefSeq and is a predicted model, not a curated record.